GUCGAGUCGCGUCUCCCGAACGGCCUGAAGCACAGGCUUUCUGCAACUUGACUUUCACGCUUGAAACAUUCACCACUCGAAAUGUCUGACAGUGAGGACAACAUGGCCCCCGAGCCACCAGUAAUUGAUCCUUAUGAGGUGCUCGGCCUUGAGCGCACCGCGACACCCGACCAGAUCAAGAAAGCCUACCGCAAGGCUUCCCUCAAGACCCACCCAGACAAAGUCCCCGAGGAUCAAAAAGAAGAGGCCACGUCCGCUUUCCAAGCCAUCGCCUUCGCCUACGCCAUCCUCUCCGACCCUGCCCGGCGCAAGCGCUUCGACGCCACCGGCUCCACCUCCGAAUCCAUAGUCGACUCUGAGGGCUUCAACUGGUCUGACUUCUACCGGGAGCAAUUCCAAGAAGCCAUCAGCGAAGAUGCCAUCAACAAGUUCGCCGCAAAGUACAAGGGGAGCGACGAGGAGAAGGACGACAUCCUGGUGGCGUACGACAAGUACAAGGGCGACAUGGACAGCAUCUACGAGACGGUCAUGCUGAGCGACGUCCUGGUGGAUGACGAGCGCUUCCGGCGCAUCAUUGACGAGGCCAUAGAGAGCGGCGACGUCAAGGCUUACAAGGCUUACACCAAGGAGAGCGCCAAGUCGAAGCAGGCGCGGGUCAAGGCCGCGCAGGGUGAGUCGCGCGAGGCGGAGGACUACGCCAAGGAGUUGGGCGUUCAUGACAAGCUGUUCGGCGACAAGAAGGGUGGCGCCAAGGGCAAGGGCAAGGGCAAGCAGGCCAAGGGCAAGGAGAAUCCGGAGGACGCCCUGGCCGCCCUGAUCAGCAGCAGGCAGAAGGACCGCGGCGAGGACUUCUUCGACCAUCUGGCGGAGAAGUAUGGCGCCAAGAAGUCGGCCAAGGGAAAGAAGAAGAAGGCCGUGGAGGAGGAGCCUGAUGAGGCUGCUUUCCAGGCUGCUGCUGCCAGGCUUGGUAAGAAGAAGGCAUCAGAGGAUCCUGCACCGAGAGCAGUGAAGAAGUCGAGGCGCUGAGAGUGCGCGCAAAGGCGGUCGUACAUGUUCGGUUUGGCGUUCACGGAAGGGCGGUACGGAAUUACGGUCAUGUCUUUCUGGGUAGGAAGGAAACGGUCUGGGCUUAAAAGACUAGAUACUCUGGGAGUGAAGCUGGUCAUAUCCAACAGGACCAUGCAUACGCAAUUUCAGCACAGUUGUAAUGCCGACAUGCAAGUCACACAAUCCAAGUACUUGCCCGAA
Diaporthe batatas is the source of this 1248-nucleotide messenger RNA. RefSeq lists its product as uncharacterized. The coding region runs from base 82 to 1026 and encodes 314 amino acids. Gene Ontology annotation, cellular component: nucleus; cytoplasm. Gene Ontology annotation, molecular function: heat shock protein binding. Lineage: Eukaryota; Fungi; Ascomycota; Sordariomycetes; Diaporthales; Diaporthaceae. The transcript is spliced from 2 exons. The record is from RefSeq and is a predicted model, not a curated record.